AUGGAUACAAAUAUAAAUCAAAUUAACGAUAUUAAAGCUAUAUCUAAAGACACAGUGCAUAAAAUAUGUUCUGGACAGGUGGUUGUUAGUUUAGCAGUGGCUGUAAAAGAACUGGUCGAAAACUCAUUGGACGCUGGAGCAACCAAUAUAGAUAUAAGGUUUAAAAAUUAUGGCAUUGACCUAAUUGAAGUAUCAGACAAUGGCAGUGGUGUUACUGAAGACAACUUUGCUGCUUUGACUUUAAAAUACCACACUUCUAAAUUAUCUGACUACUCUGAUCUACUUGGUGUGACCAGUUUUGGAUUUAGAGGAGAAGCUCUGAGUUCACUAUGUUCUUUAGCCAAUCUUACUAUUACAACAAGGCACAAGGCAGCUGAAUAUGCUACCAAAAUUGAAUAUGAUCACAAAGGUCAUAUCACGAAGCAAACACCAUGUUCAAGACAAAUUGGUACAACAGUCAGUUUAACAAAUCUAUUCAAAUCACUACCUGUUAGACAAAAGGAAUUUCAUAAAAAUGCCAAAAGAGAAUUCAAUAAGAUGACUCAGUUGCUGUAUGCAUACUGCCUCAUUUCUGUUGGAGUAAAGAUCACAUGUACUAAUCAAACAAGCUCCAAUGCAAAAUCUUUAGUAGUAGCUACACAAGGAACCACAUCCUAUAAAGACAACAUAGCCAGUGUUUUUGGAGUGAAACAACUGCAAACAUUACUUGAUAUUAAACCUGAAUAUGUUACAAACAUAAAGGACAAUAUCUUCAAAGGCUUGUCACAAGAAGUUAAAGAGACUGCAGAUGAAACUGUAGACUUAGAAGAUGUUGAAAUAGAUUUAUCUGAAGACUCUAAUGAUGCUGAGAAACCAGAUGCCACAAUAGAAUUAAGUGGUUCACAAAAAUCUCAAGGUUACAAAAAUGUUGCCAAACCAAUUGAGUUUACUGGGUUUAUUUCCUCUUGUGCGCAUGGUAGUGGAAGAUCAAGCACUGAUAGACAGUUUUACUUUGUUAACUCCAGGCCCUGUGAACCAACCAAAAUCAUAAAAAUAAUCAAUGAAAUAUACAGACAGUACAACUCUAAUCAAUACCCCUUUGUGUUCCUAAAUGUUAACUUAGAAAGAGAAGCUGUAGAUGUUAAUGUGACGCCAGAUAAAAGAAAAGUAUUUCUUACUAAAGAGAAAAUAAUAUUAGACAUUCUAAAAAACUCCAUAUUGAAAUUAUUUGAGAAUAUUCCUAGAACAGUAAAGAUUGAAUCAGGGCUUAGUUUGUAUCCUAAAGAAUCAUAUGAUGUUAAGCCUGAUCCAGAUCAGCCAAGAGUAUUCAAUUCAUUUUUAGAUCAGUUUAAAAAUAAAACAAAGCAAGUUUCUGAUAGUAUACCUGCAGUAGACAAGGAAUUUACGAAAACAGAACUUAAAAGAAAAUCAACAACAAUGUUAGAUUUUAUUUCUUCAAAAACAAAGAAGACAGAAGAAGUCAAAGAAGGGAUUUUGAACCAGGAAGAAGUAAUUGAAGAUAGCUCAAACAAUUCUUUCGAUAUUUUAAAAUCUGAUGAUGAAGAGAAUGAAAGUACUGCGAACAACAUUUCAGAGUCAAAUGUAAGCUGUGCAAGUAAUGAAAAUAUUACAGAUCAGAAGUCUAAUAGUUCGUCUUUAGAAGAAAAUAAAACCAAUGAAAAUGUAAUGUAUUUAGAUUAUUUUGAAAAUGUACCAUCUACACAAAUAAGACAUCUCAAAGAUGUUGUGAUAGAGAAGUCACAUACAAUUACCUGUAAAACAAAAGGAUUGAAAACAAAAGCUAAUCUCUCAAGUGAUAUAAAGGAGAAAUCACCUAAAAAACAAAAAGUUGUAACCGAUCAAGAAGACUUGGGAAAGAAUAAUAGGAGAACUGUAACUUUAAAAACAUCCCUUGAACAUGUGAAAAUAUUGGCAAAUAUGUAUGCUGAGAUUAAAAAUGAAUCCACCCCUAAAAGGAUUAAAUUCAAAAGUGAGAUUAAUCCUGUAUUCAACAAGAAAUGUGAAGAAGAAUUGAGUAAAGAAAUCUCAAAGGAAUCAUUUAAAAGUAUGAAAAUUAUUGGGCAAUUUAAUUUGGGUUUCAUUAUAACUAGAUUAGAAGAUGACCUUUUCAUAAUAGACCAACAUGCUACCGAUGAGAUUUACAAUUUUGAAACAUUACAAAAGACUACCGAGCUUACUAGUCAAAAAUUAGUCAUACCUCAACCACUUGAGUUAACAGGAGUGAAUGAACAAAUCCUAAUGGACAAUUUAGAUGUAUUCAAAAAGAAUGGUUUUACGUUUGAAAUCAAUGAGGAAGCCCCACCCACGAAGAGAGUUAAAUUGUUGACCUUACCCAUGUCUAAAAACUGGAUAUUUGGAAAAGAAGAUAUAGAAGAACUUUUAUUUAUGUUGAGGGAAUCUCCUUCAGAGUAUUGUAGACCAAGCAGAGUAAGAGCAAUGUUUGCAUCACGUGCCUGUCGGAAAUCUGUGAUGAUUGGAACAGCUCUGAGCAAAGCAGACAUGAGGAAACUUGUUGAUCACAUGGCCGAAAUAGACAAACCUUGGAAUUGUCCUCAUGGUAGACCCACAAUUCGGCAUCUAGUAAAUUUAGCCAUGGUCCAUACAAAAGAUAUGACUUGA
Spodoptera littoralis (African cotton leafworm) is the source of this 2619-nucleotide messenger RNA. NCBI's taxonomy places the organism in Eukaryota, Metazoa, Arthropoda, Insecta, Lepidoptera, Noctuidae. The record is from the annotation of a GenBank genome assembly.